CAAGGCAGCGCUGGGCAGAGACCAGGGACCCUCUCACCCCCGGCGCUGCAAGGGCACAGAACCUGGGGCAAAGGGGAUUAACAUCUCUGGGCCUCGGCUCAGAGACCCGUGACAAUUACAGCACACUCGAGCUUGGAAAAAACGAGGAAGUUCGUGUUCCUUUUCUGCGAGGCUGAAAGCCGGCCGUUAAGGCAGAGGACGCCCUGCGAGGCGCCGGUAGAGACGCAACUCCGCGAACCGAGUCAUCCACGCCUCCAUCCUCAGCUCGCUAGAGUGUAUACUCUUGCUCAUAGAGAAAGAAGGAAGAGAAAGACCGGGAAAAAAAAGAGACAACGGUGGGGUCGGGCGCGGCCGAAGCCGGGUCCGAGUGGCGCGCGGCACUACGGCCACAGUGGUUCCGGGGCCUCCCUCCCGGGUGCGACCCCCGCGGUCUUGCGGCCCCGCGAGUGGAAGCCGAGGCCGCUGCUCCCACUCUUCGGGGCGCAGCCUCGCGCCUCGCGCCGCGGUCACCCGUCGCCGCUCCAGCUCCUCCGGGCCACGAAACCCGGGCCUCUCCCGCGGCCGAGCCACCUCCGCCCUCAUCGCUGUGACGAAUCGGCGCCCGGCGGGCCAGUACCCAAAUCCGGGGAGUUCUGGGGCACGUACGGGACCUGAAAAAAUCCUUGACUGUGCGAAGCACCACCGCGUCCUCACCAGAAGGUUUAUUUUUCUAAAGACAGUCGGUGAGGCCUGGAAAGGAAUUAAGAAGAGUGUUGAAAGUGCGAGUGCGGAAGCUCCGGACGCGAGGGGCGGGGCGUGCGCGGGACAAAGGGAAGCGAGGCCGGAGCUGCGGGCGUUUUUUCUGCCCGCGGUGUCUCAGAUUCAUUCUUAAGGAACUGAGAACUUAAUCUUCCAAAAUGUCAAAAAGACCAUCUUAUGCCCCACCUCCCACCCCAGCUCCUGCAACACAAAUGCCCAGCACACCAGGGUUUGUGGGAUACAAUCCAUACAGUCAUCUCGCCUACAACAACUACAGGCUGGGAGGGAACCCGGGCACCAACAGCCGGGUCACGGCAUCCUCUGGUAUUACGAUUCCAAAACCCCCAAAGCCACCAGAUAAGCCGCUGAUGCCCUACAUGAGGUACAGCAGAAAGGUCUGGGACCAAGUGAAAGCUUCCAACCCCGACCUGAAGUUGUGGGAGAUUGGCAAGAUUAUUGGUGGCAUGUGGCGAGAUCUCACUGAUGAAGAAAAACAAGAAUAUUUAAACGAAUACGAAGCAGAAAAGAUAGAGUACAAUGAAUCUAUGAAGGCCUAUCAUAAUUCUCCUGCCUACCUUGCUUACAUAAAUGCAAAAAGUCGUGCAGAAGCUGCUUUAGAGGAAGAAAGUCGACAGAGACAGUCUCGCAUGGAGAAAGGAGAACCCUACAUGAGCAUUCAGCCUGCUGAAGAUCCAGAUGAUUAUGAUGAUGGCUUUUCAAUGAAGCAUACAGCCACCGCCCGUUUCCAGAGAAACCACCGCCUCAUCAGUGAGAUCCUCAGUGAGAGUGUGGUGCCAGACGUUCGGUCGGUUGUCACAACAGCAAGAAUGCAGGUCCUUAAACGACAGGUCCAGUCCUUAAUGGUGCAUCAGCGAAAACUAGAAGCUGAACUUCUUCAAAUAGAAGAACGACACCAGGAAAAGAAGAGGAAAUUCCUGGAAAGCACAGAUUCAUUUAACAAUGAACUUAAAAGGUUAUGCGGCUUGAAAGUAGAAGUGGAUAUGGAAAAAAUUGCGGCAGAAAUUGCACAGGCAGAGGAACAGGCUCGCAGAAGGCAGGAGGAAAGGGAGAAAGAGGCAGCAGAGCAAGCUGAACGCAGUCAGAGUGGUGUUGUCCCCGAGGAAGAGCAAGCAGCUAAUAAGACUGAAGAAAAGAAGGAAGACGAGAACAUUCCAAUGGAGACAGAGGAGCCACACCUUGAAGAAACAACAGAAAGCCAACAGAACGGUGAAGAAGGCACGUCUACUCCUGAGGACAAGGAGAGUGGGCAGGAGGGAGUGGACAGUAUGGCAGAGGAAGGGACCAGUGAUAGUAACACUGGCUCGGAGAGCAACAGUGCAACAGUAGAGGAGCCACCAACAGAUCCCAUGCCAGAAGAUGAGAAAAAAGAAUAAAUGUUGCCUUGUUUUAUGUGUUCUAAAUACUUUUUUAAAUGAAAAAAUGGUUUUUGAGUUUUAA
Molecule: messenger RNA, 2196 nt
Organism: Manis javanica (Malayan pangolin)
Lineage: Eukaryota; Metazoa; Chordata; Mammalia; Pholidota; Manidae
Gene: SMARCE1
Product: SWI/SNF related BAF chromatin remodeling complex subunit E1
Biological process (GO): negative regulation of DNA-templated transcription
Cellular component (GO): SWI/SNF complex
Molecular function (GO): nuclear receptor binding; nucleosomal DNA binding
Source: RefSeq, a predicted model, not a curated record